AUGUUAUCUUUAGAUCUUGCUACCCAAUAUGGGCCUCUGCCUAACUGGUUAACUACCAGUAUUAUCCUCUUCUUUAUAUUUAUCCCGGUCAUCGUCGCUGUCAAAAACUACCUACGACUUAAACAUGUGCCCGGUCCGUUCUGGGCUCAGCUAACCGAAUUUUGGCUCAUGCGAAAGAUCUGGAAGGGAGAAAGCUGGGCAGACAUAGAGCUGAAGCUGCACCAAGACUAUGGUGAUGUUGUUAGGUGGGGACCAAGGAAUGUUCUCUUCAGUGACCCUGCCGUCAUCCCCAUCAUCUACGGAACUAACAAUGUGUUUAACAAGGCAAAGUCUUACGAUCCAGCAACGACAAUGGUAAACGGAAAGAUACUCGAGUCUUUCACAACGACCCGAGAUGAGAGCCGAGUACAUGCUAUCAAGCGACACAUAAAUUCUGCAUUUACGCCCCGCGCCAUGACGAAAUACGAGUCUCAUGUGGACGAAAGUAUUCGAAUGGUCAAUAAGCUGAUCUCAGAGCAAACUCCAAAGGUUAAUCUGGUUCGAUGGAUGGAACUAUUUGCCUUCGACACCAUGGUCCGAGUCGCUUUCAGUGACGGCAACUUCACCGAAGACAAGGUCCAUGACACAAUCCAGGGGGUCAAGCAGCGGUUUGAACAUUGGGUUCAGUGGUACGCUGUGCCAAACCUUGAAAAGUUGUUUUUCAAGAACCCGUUCAUCAAAGGUCGUACAACGCCUAGUUUAUUGACAGAGCGAGCUUUCAACGUGGUCCAGGAGAGAGAUGCUAUGGGCGGAGUGGGAUCACACUCAGACCUCCUGGAAAGCUAUAUGCGUGCCAGUCAGGAGGAUCCAAACGUCUUUGACCGGGAAACAGUGGUUGGUUUGGUCAUGUCGACUAUUCAUGCCGGCGCCGAGACUGUCGCAUCAACUCUGCUUGACACGUUCCGAUCUCUCUUGGAGAACCCGGCAGUCAUGGCUACGUUGAAGAAAGAGCUGGAAGAUGCUCAAUUAGAGUCUCCUCCCACCUUCCAAUCAGUCGCCAAGUUGCCCUACCUAGAGGCGGCAUUGAAGGAAUCUAUGCGUCUGAAUUCUGUCAACGUCGCACCUAUGGAGCGGGAAGUGCCGGCUGGUGGUGCACACAUCGGUGGCAUUUACCUUCCCGGCGGUACCGCUGUUUCUAUCAAUACCCGGGGUAUGGCCCGUAAGGAGGAUGUCUGGGGCCCAGAACCCACUCGAUUCCGACCGGAGCGUUGGCUCGAGGCUGAUGCGGCACAGAGGAGUAAGAUGGAACGAGCAUUUCCAGGCUUUGGCUAUGGUAAGAGGAUGUGUAUUGGCCAGCAUAUAGCCUGGAUCGAGAUGAAGAAAAUGCUCCCGGAGUUGCUACUCAACUACAAUGUAAGAAGCUCUUUGCCCUCUUUUCUUUAA
Fusarium tjaetaba is the source of this 1422-nucleotide messenger RNA. RefSeq lists its product as uncharacterized. Bases 1 to 1422 code for a protein of 473 amino acids. Gene Ontology annotation, molecular function: monooxygenase activity; iron ion binding; heme binding. The transcript has 2 exons. NCBI's taxonomy places the organism in Eukaryota, Fungi, Ascomycota, Sordariomycetes, Hypocreales, Nectriaceae. The record is from RefSeq and is a predicted model, not a curated record.